Molecule: messenger RNA, 1167 nt
Organism: Prorocentrum cordatum
Lineage: Eukaryota; Dinophyceae; Prorocentrales; Prorocentraceae
Source: the annotation of a GenBank genome assembly
AUGCUCAGCCUCUUCCGGGAGGACAGGGACAUGCAGAGGAUCGACACGCUCCGCUCGCUCGGGCGCGACCCGCGCACGGCAGGCUCGGCGAGGGCGUCCUCCCGCUCGCUGCCCGAGGCCGGCGCCCUGCACGACCCCGCGGAGGGGCCGACGCCCCAGAGCCAGGGCCAGGCGGGCCGCCGGGGGCAGGGCGCGACCGGCAGCGGCGGCGCGGCUGGCGCCCCCAGAGGGCAAGUGUCCCGCGGACAGGCCGCGGACCCGCUGCCUCGGCUGCUGCAGGGACUGCGGGCCAAGCUGCUGAGCGCUUUCGGCGGCCUGGGAAAGGCGUAUCAGUUGUUUGCCCACGCCGAGGGCGUCCUGACGCGCCCGUCGUUCGAGCGCCUCUGCGAGGUAGUUGGGUUUGGCCGCGAGGCGGCUGGGGCCAUGUUCCCGUUUAUCGUGGCGCUGCGCUCGGGUAGCGCCGGGCGCGAGGUUGCGGGGGAGCCGCACAUCAGCAGUGUGGACUUCGUGAGGGCCCUCCGCUGGAGCAGGCCCGUGGCCGAGCUCUCCUCGCUGCGCCAGCGCCUCAAGGUCCGCUUCGGCGGCCUCCGCGAGGCGUUUGCUGAGGGCACUGGUGGGGAGAAGGAGAUGACCUGGCCGCAGUUCCGCGCGCUGGUGGAGAGGACGUGCGUGGAUCCCACUUCGGCGCAGAGCCUCUUCUGGCAGAUACUCCGGCACGGCAGGUACACGCGCCUGGCCUGCCGCGAGCCCACCGCCACACGCGCCGACUUCCUGCGCGCGCUGCGGCACGCGGAGGGCCUCUCGGCCGCAGCGCGGCUGCGGGCGCGGCUGCGGGAGGCCCGCGCGCGCUGCGGGCGGCCGCCGCCGGAGCACCUCGAGGCCCUGCCCGCCGACGCCGGCGACCGCGCCGAGCAGAGCAACGGAGGAUGCGGGAAGACAUGGAGGAGAUCCAGAUGUUUCCUCGGAAGCUGCGGUCCCGGCCCCUGCAGCGGGAGGACAGGGGCUGCAGGCCGUGCUCGAGCCCCUACAGCUGCCGGCGGGGGACGCCAGCGCGCUCUUCCGCGCGGCCGCGAGCGCAGGCCACCACGGCGCGCCGUUCGCGUGGGACGUCGCGGCGUUCGCCCUCGGCGGCUGGCGGGCACUGAGGCGGCUGGUGAGGCCAGCUGA